AUAAUGGGAGCAGCGGGCCGCGAGAGAGCAUGGCAGCAGCGGGACAGGCACUACCCUAAGGAGCGGAGCCUUGCCGCUGCACGGGAUGGGCGUGCCGACGAGAGGCUGUGAGCCAGAAGGGGCUGUGACCCCACAACGAUAGUGCAAUCGCCUCUAAAAAACCUAUUUAUACUGGGAGCAGCGGGCCGGGAGUCCGACCGCGGCAGAGGAGGGACAGGUGCUGAGCUGCCCCUGCACGGCCCUCGCCUGCCCGCUGCGCUCUGCCCUGCGCUCAGCCAGCCCGGCUGCAACUGCACCGCCUCACUGCUCCAGCCCGGCAUGGGACAGAAGAAUUGCACACCCCUGCCCGGGGACCUGAUCGAGAUCGACCGGCCACGUCAUAAGCACUGGGCCCUGUACAUGGGGGAUGGUUAUGUCAUCAAUCUGACACCUGUAGGAAAACAACUUCUCAAGGUGGGAAUCCACACUGUGCCAGUAUUCAUCAGAAAGGUGAAAAAACAGCGCCUGAAGGAGGUGGUGCAAAAUAAUUCAUGGUGUGUAAAUAAUGAGUCUGAUCGGUGCCACCGUCCUCUCCCAUUGACGGAGAUCAUUUGGCGUGCUAAAGAUUGUAUUGACAAGGAUUUCACAUAUCAUGUGUUUGGUAGCAACUGUGAGCGCUUUGUGAAAAAUCUCCGCUAUGGAGACGCUGUCUCAGACCAGCUAAGGGCUUCUGUAGGUAGUGAAUUGCAAAUUCUUGACAUGACAGAAGAACAGGACUCCCCCAACCCUGGAGAUCUGAUCGAGAUCAAACGAGGACCUUAUGAGCACUGGGCCCUCUACAUGGGGGAUGGAUAUGUCAUCAAUCUCACACCUCUAGAUGAAGAAGCCACAACCCUGUCAGCCAGCAGUGGGUCAAUACGCACCAGAAAGGCCAGAGUUCAAAAGGAACUCCUGAAGGUGGCCAGAAAUGACUGGGCUGUCAACAACAUGUGUGAUGGUUUCCGCACGCCUCUGCCCGUGGAGGAGAUCAUCUGGCGUGCUGAGCGUUGCAAUGGCAAGGAUGUGACAUAUGACGUGCUUGGUAGACGCUCUGAGGAGUUUGUGACAAAUCUCCGCUAUGGUGGCGAGCUGAGGGCAUUGUUAUGUGGAGAAAUGCAUGUUCUUGAUAGGGCAGAGGACAAGGUCUUCCCCAACCCUGGGGAUCUGAUCGAGAUCAAACGGGGACGUUUUGAGCACUGGGCCCUUUACUUGGGGAAAGGACAUGUCAUCCAUGCGACAAUUGGAGACACAUCCAGACACAGCAGUGGGUCUGCAUUUCUCAGAAAAGCCAAAGUGAAGAAGGAGGAUCUGGUAGUGGUGGCUGGAAAUGAUACAUGGCGUGUCAACAACAAGUAUGAUUGUUACCGCACUCCUUUCCUGAUGGAGGAGAUCAUCCGGCGUGCUGAGCCAUGGAUUGGCAAGGAGCUGCCAUAUCGUUUGUUCCGCAAGAACUGUGAGCACUUUGUGACCAUGCUUCGCUAUGGAGAUGGAGUCUCUCGCCAGGCCAAGGCAGCACUUCAAAAUAUCAAUUCCAUUUCUUCUGUAGUGACGGCUGGGAUAGGAGUUACCAGUCUUGCGGUUGCGGCUGGUAUUCCUGUGGUUGGUCUUCCUCUUUUGGCCUGUGCUCCUUUUGUGGUUGCUGGUGGUGGUGGUCUGAUUGCCAGUAUUGGUUUCACUUCCAGUAAUAUUGCUCGUUCCUUCUCUUCUGCCCAGUUUGAAAAGGCAGGGAGAGAUAUACUAGAACAGAGUUGCUGUUAGGAAGAGCUCAAGCAAGGCAUGGAGUCCCUGGUCAUUGUUCAGCUUUUGCCACAAGUGUAAUGAACGCUUACUAGCAACUGCUGUGAUAAUUAAUUCAAAGACUUAUUAAAAUGUAAAAAUCCAAACUCA
Molecule: messenger RNA, 1905 nt
Organism: Zonotrichia leucophrys gambelii
Lineage: Eukaryota; Metazoa; Chordata; Aves; Passeriformes; Passerellidae
Exons: 8
Coding region: 319-1776 (485 amino acids)
Biological process (GO): N-acylphosphatidylethanolamine metabolic process
Cellular component (GO): cytoplasm
Molecular function (GO): glycerophospholipid phospholipase A1 activity; A2-type glycerophospholipase activity
Source: RefSeq, a predicted model, not a curated record